UCCGAAUCGAACCGAUUUGCACGAUGCAGCGGAGCGCUAGCGGUCGUCCAAGCAUGAUGGUCCCGGGCCGCAACUACGCCCAGCUCUCGGACCGUGGCGAGGACCUGCCAAUCCCAGUGCUAGCGCCUCCGACGACCGCUCUCCCGAUCGCGGCCCGGAAGCGCGAGAUCCUCUACGCGGUCGAGACGUCCUCGGUCGUGAUCCUCGCGGGCGAGACAGGCAGCGGCAAGACGACGCAGACGCCGCAGUACCUCCACCGCGCCCGCUUUGGCCGCAUCGUGGUGACGCAGCCGCGGCGCAUUGCGGCCAUCACGAUUGCGGAGCGCGUUGCGCAGGAGAUGGGCGUCCGGCUCGGUGGCGAGGUCGGGUACGCGGUCCGCUUUGAGGAAAAGUGGGACGAAGAUCGGACCAUGAUCAAGUUUUGCACGGACGGGAUGCUCGUGCGGGAGACCAUGUCCGACCCGCUUCUCUCGCGCUACGACGUCAUCAUGCUCGACGAGGCCCACGAGCGCAACCUCGAGACGGACAUUUUGCUCGGGCUCAUCAAGAAGGUGCUGCGGAAGCGCCCCGAGCUGCGCGUGAUUGUCGCCUCCGCCACGCUCAACAUUGACGCGUUUGUGCGCUAUUUUACAUGCAAGAAGCGCGAAGCCGAAACCAAGUUGCGCAGCGCCGUCGCCAUCUCGGUCGAGGGGCGUCAGUACCCCGUCGACGUCCACUACUUGGACAAGCCGACGGGCAACUACCUCCAGAAAGCCAUCGACACCAUCCUCGAGAUCCACAGCACCGAGCCACCGGGAGAUAUCUUGGUCUUCUUGCCCGGGCAAGAAGAAAUCGAGUACGUCGUCGAGCGCUUGAGCCAGUCGACACCACCGACGCUGCUGCCCAUGGCGUUUUACGGGUCCCUGCCCGUCCACGUGCAGCAAGCUGUGUUUGAACCGACCCGGCCCCACGAGCGCAAGGCCAUCAUUGCAACGACGAUCGCCGAGACGUCCGUGACAAUUCCUGGCGUUGUCUACGUGAUCGAUUCGUGCUUCGUGAAGCUGCCUUUCUUCAACCCGCUCACGGGUGUCGAAGCGCUCGUGACGACUGUCGAGUCCAAGGCGGCGGCCAAGCAGCGCAUGGGCCGCGCCGGCCGCGUUCGCCCGGGCAAGUGCUACCGCCUCGUGACGCAGGACCACUACAAGACGGCGUUUCCCAAGUACACGAUUCCGCAGAUCCAGCGCGUCAACCUCGCACCGAUCGUGCUCCAUUUGCUCAGCAUGGGCAUCCACGAUAUCGUGCAUUUCGACUUUAUCUCGCCGCCGUCGGCCGAAGCGCUCGUGCGCGCACUCGAAGUCUUGUACUCGCUGGGCGCGAUCGGGAACGACUGCCGCCUCAUCGAGCCGCUGGGCUCACACAUGGCCGAGUUUCCCGUCGACCCGUUCUUGUCGCGCAUGCUUCUUGCGUCCUUUGACUUCAAGUGCACGGAAGAAGCGCUGAGCGUUGCGAGCAUGCUUUCGGUGGAAGACGUCUUCCUCAACCCCCGAGGCUCGAAAGAGCGCAAGGCCAAGGUGGCCGAGUGCAUUGCCGAAUUCGCCCACGCCCAAGGCGAUCACUGGACGUACCUCAAGAUUUACACCGAGUUUAUUGAAAACGACAUGACGCGGCAGUGGUGCGACGAGCACUGCCUCAACUAUCGUAUCCUGGUGCGCGCCAUGGAGAUCCGCAAGCAGCUCUUACGCUAUGUCAAGCGAUUUGGCUCGGACGAGAAGCGCAUCUUGAGCUGCGGCGCCAACCCCGAGCCGCUGCUGCAGUGCGUUGUCGCAGGCUAUUUCGCCAACGCGGCCAAGCUGCACGGCAGCGCCACAUACCGGACGAUCAAGGACGGACGCAUUGUGCAUGUCCACCCAACGUCGGUGCACAACUCGUUCCUCAAGUCGCCCGAGUGGAUCAUAUACCACCAGAGCGUUCUCACGACGCAAGAGUACAUUCGCGAAAUCUCGGCGAUCAACCCGCGCUGGCUCUUGGCGGCGGCACCUGACUUUUACCACUGUCGCGACGUCAGCGCUGUCGUCUCGGGGAGCUCGGGGGACGUCGGUCUCCCAAAGGCCAAGCCACCGGCGCCCGCGCCGCCCGCCACGGAUGCCAACGGUCGCAUUCUCUUUCGGCGUCCGACGGAAACCACGAAGAAGAAGCUGCCCGUGCACAUUGGCAAGAGCAAGGGCGGUCUUCGAAGCCAGUUCUAGAAACGAAACGAAUGCAGUCUCUUCGUUUGCCACGUCA
Molecule: messenger RNA, 2262 nt
Organism: Saprolegnia parasitica CBS 223.65
Lineage: Eukaryota; Oomycota; Saprolegniomycetes; Saprolegniales; Saprolegniaceae
Exons: 12
Coding region: 24-2225 (733 amino acids)
Cellular component (GO): intracellular anatomical structure
Molecular function (GO): RNA binding; ATP binding
Source: RefSeq, a predicted model, not a curated record